GUACACAAAUUUUAGCUCAUGAAACACUACACAAAUUUUUUUCUCCGAAGAAGAUGAUUAAUAAUUUACUCCUCCUAUAAUAUAGUUGGAGAAAAAAGAGACUAAAAUCCACAGGCAUUGAAUUCAGUUCAACUACCGUUGCUUCACCAAAAUUUGACACGCCUUCAAUCAUACCGAUUCCACUUGUUUCACAAAUCAUUGCGUAAUAAUUCAGCAUUUCUGUUUGCGGAGGUUCUUUUUGGCGGUGAACAAUCACUUUUUAUGUUUCUGUGUGUGUUGAGGAAUUGAUGAUUGAGUUUCAGGAGAAGUCUCUCGAAAGCUGAGUGGAAUCUGUGUUGUUAAUGGAGGCGGAGGGAGCUCGAGUGGAGAACCGGAGCCUCAAGUUUGAUGAGGUCUCAAUGGAGAGAAGUAAGAGCUUUGUUACUGCAUUGCAGGAUCUCAAGAACCUAAGGCCCCAACUAUACUCUGCUGCAGAAUACUGUGAGAAGUCUUACCUUCACAGUGAGGAAAAGCAAAUGGUGUUGGACAAUCUUAAGGAUUAUACUGUACGUGCUCUAGUGAAUGCAGUCGACCACCUUGGUACAGUUGCUUACAAGUUGGGUGAUAUCCUGGAACAACAGACAUCGAACAUCUCAUCAAUGGAGCUGAAAGUUACAUGUCUAAAUCAGCAACUUCUGACAGGUCAAAUAUAUACCGAAAAAGAAGGCCUUAGGCAACAGCAAUUAUUAGCUAUCAUCCCAAGGCAUCACAAACAUUAUAUAUUGCCAAAUUCUGUGAACAAGAAGGUGCACUUUAACCCACAUAUACAAACUGAUCCUAGGCAACCUACACUAGCAAGAGCCCGUCUUUAUCCUCCAGGUGCUACAGCUGCGAAUACUCUCUCUUGGCAUUUAGCAUCUGAAACCAAGUCGACUCUGAAAGGCUCUGUACGUGGUAUUAUAAGUAAUGAGAACUCGCAAACAUAUGGGAAAACUUCAGGGGCAGUCAACAUGUUAGAUAUUGAAAAGAAUGCAUGGAUGAGAUCCACACUGGCUUCAAGUGUAGAAAUGCAAACACGGGGUGCUGUACAACGGGAUCUUCUUGAGGGAUCGAAACCUCUGACUCCAUACCGGUCAUUUGACAAUCCUACUCAAAGAGAAAUAGUUAGGCCCCCUGUUCGCAGUAGAAGUGUCCUCUCAGCUUUCUUCGUCAAGCAUAAGACUCCAAAAUUGAGGACGGGCGCAUAACUCCUUGAUCAAACUGUAAUCUAGACCGUGUUAGAUGUUUCAUCUGGUUAGAAGCUGUCAAUAUGGACAUCUUCGUUUAAUCAAUCGUUUACUAGCUAGCAGUUUGCUGUAUCAUAUCAUCCAAUCUUUCCUUGUUAUGCAUCAAUAAAACGUAGAGAAGAUGCUGAGAGUUUUAAUUUCUUGAUGUUAUAAGUUGUCUUGUACAUGUUGAAUUUGAUCAGACAGCUGUGUUUUCACUUCAUAGCUCGUUCUUGGUUAACUAUUUUUUAUGCUAGUUGAGUAUUUUUGAAUCU
Salvia splendens (bonfire salvia) is the source of this 1519-nucleotide messenger RNA. Its product is annotated as protein ABIL1. The coding region runs from base 342 to 1226 and encodes 294 amino acids. The transcript has 9 exons. NCBI's taxonomy places the organism in Eukaryota, Viridiplantae, Streptophyta, Magnoliopsida, Lamiales, Lamiaceae. The record is from RefSeq and is a predicted model, not a curated record.